CUGCAAUUCCUCUCCCGUCGUUCAAUCUUUGACAUAACAACCACCAUCAUACUUAAUGCCGCGUUCACUUCUUAACUCUUGGUGAAAUGUAUUAAUAUUUCGCCAGGAGCGUUCAAAGCUCUAGGAAUUAACGCGCCUACCGUCGAUUCCUUCACUUAUCGUUAACAAUUUCCAUCAUCAUAUUUUUUUCCUCAGCAAUCAUUGUGAACCUCCCUGACUACUAUUAACUUCCUCAGGAAUCAACGAUUGCAAUCAGAGUUGGCGGUAUCUCCUGUGAUCAAUUAUGCCCCUAAAACCAACAUAACUAGCGUUACUAUCAAGACUAUCUAGUACUUUCUCAAUAUCAUACAACUCUUCAAGUUCCUCGACCCAUAACCAGUUCUCCAUCGCCGAUUACCGAAUAUCAGACAUUAACCAAUUCACGGAUAUUGUCGCCGCAUUCCCCCAUCUUUAACGAGCAUACCGAACCCUAAACUUUGACCAUGUAUCGUUCAAGCAUCAUGAAGCUUGGUCGCGCGACCAGCUUCGGAAUCGCAACGGCUGCGCGCGGUGCCGCGGUCAGCCGACUCGCAUUGCGAACACCUCCUCAUACCCAUUACCAUCGAUCUUUCCUAGUCCGUCCCUUCUCGGCAAGCCAACGUCGCGCAAUCCCCUCGUCGCUCCCGGAAAUCAAACCGGCAUCUAUCACGACCGCAGAAUAUCACCACUUGGCAGACACGUACCUUGACGCGAUACUCAGCCAAUACGAGGAAAAACAAGAUGAGAUUGGUGAUAUUGAUGUCGAAUUUAGUUCUGGCGUUAUGACCGUCAAGAUCCCCGACAGUGGUGUUUAUAUCAUCAAUAAACAGCCUCCCAAUAAACAGAUUUGGCUUUCGUCGCCAGUAUCUGGUCCUAAGCGAUUCGACUACGUGAUCAUCGACGAAGACCAAGGCCAGAAACAAGAUACUGGGAAAGGGGACUGGGUCUAUAUCCGAACUGGAGAGAAGUUGAAUGAUCUUCUCUUACGAGAGACUGGUGUCUCAGUGGAGUAAAAUCAUAGACCAGAACGAUCAGGGUUAUUCUCCACCAGAUUUCCUGAAUGCUUUGCUGCUGAAGAUGGCACAAGAUAAGAAUCAAAAUCUUGCAGGACCAUUUUUAGUAAAUGCUGUGAGUUACAGUGUGGGUAGGUGUAUGAAGUCUACCACUCCACUCAAUACCUCUACCCUGGCGAUAAGAUGGCAUUUGAUGUCUUUUAUUGAGGGAGAACCGCUAUUGCAUUGCCUCAACUAAACAAAUAAAAAAAAACUGAAUUCCCCAACU
Molecule: messenger RNA, 1299 nt
Organism: Annulohypoxylon maeteangense
Lineage: Eukaryota; Fungi; Ascomycota; Sordariomycetes; Xylariales; Hypoxylaceae
Product: Frataxin
Exons: 3
Coding region: 483-1031 (182 amino acids)
Biological process (GO): intracellular iron ion homeostasis; iron incorporation into metallo-sulfur cluster
Cellular component (GO): mitochondrion
Molecular function (GO): 2 iron, 2 sulfur cluster binding; ferrous iron binding; ferroxidase activity
Source: RefSeq, a predicted model, not a curated record